CUCUGGUCAAGAGACAUAGUCCUCCAUUGGGAUCUAUCACCUUCAGAACAGCUUUAGAAAAGUGGUCCGUUGAGCUGGUCACCUUUCGACCGGUGUGCAUCGACUGUCCUUUGACGACGUUCGCAGUUCUAUCUUUGUAGGAUUUGAAGGACUGGAUCGACCCAUUCCGUGGUAAGAUGUGCAAUGCCACACUGGACAUCGACGGGUUGUUAUGGAAUAUGGGCAGCCUCACGAGUAUAUGAGAGAAGCGACGAUGAGUGCAAUGGUAGACAGGACGUGAGAACGAGGGGAAGCGAUGGAGUCAAGAGAGGGAGAGUGUUGGAUAUCGCAUCCAUGGUUCAGCCGCCUUUUAAGGGAUAAUUGUGGCUGCCAUUGUGCCCUGUGGUAGCGUGGACGGUGGCUACCAGUGUGGACCCUGUGGCAGUAGGGAGCUUUGGCUAUGGUCAAUGAUGGCUGUACCUUGGGUUAGAAGCCAAAAGCCAGUCUGUGGUCGGCCGGACGCUAUGUAUCCAUUAAACCCCUUCCACGAAGAUCGGUGUAUGCCAACAGUGGAAUGAGGACCGCAAUAACACAAAUAUCGUCGAAAACAUAAGUGUGAUGGCUUUAAAAUUGAUGCCACUCAUACAAUUCUCGAAAGUGUCCGUCGUGCUUUUUUAUUAGAAUAUCCCCCUAACUGCUUAUCGUUGACUACGCGAGAUGUCC
Messenger RNA from Heterobasidion irregulare TC 32-1, 702 nucleotides. RefSeq lists its product as uncharacterized. The coding region runs from base 184 to 360 and encodes 58 amino acids. The transcript has 2 exons. NCBI's taxonomy places the organism in Eukaryota, Fungi, Basidiomycota, Agaricomycetes, Russulales, Bondarzewiaceae. The record is from RefSeq and is a predicted model, not a curated record.